AUGAAAAAAGAAAUUUUAAUUGAGGCCGCUGCCUCAGUACUUGUUGUCCUGAUAUUGAUGCCGAUUUUAAGUUUUGCACAAAAACCACGACGCGAUGAGAAUUAUCCACCCCCAGAUUUCUUAAAGAGAUUCAGCAUCAUUCAUGAUGUUUGUGUGGAAAAGACAGGAGUAGCAGAAGCUGCUAUUAAGGAAUUUAGUGAUGGUGAUAUACAUGAGGAUUCCGCCUUGAAAUGUUAUAUGAACUGUAUUUUCCAUGAGGUGAAUGCGGUCGAUGACGAUGGCGAAGUGCACUACGAUAAAAUGAAACGUUUAAUACCAGACAAUUUAAAGGAAUUUAUUCAGCCUAUUGUGGAUGCUUGUGAAUCACAUAUACCCCAAGGCGGUACUCAAUGUGAUAGAGCCUGGUCGUGGCAUGUCUGUUUCAAAAACACUGAUCCUGUGCAUUAUUUUUUAGUUUGA
Molecule: messenger RNA, 459 nt
Organism: Calliphora vicina (urban bluebottle blowfly)
Lineage: Eukaryota; Metazoa; Arthropoda; Insecta; Diptera; Calliphoridae
Product: general odorant-binding protein 83a-like
Exons: 4
Coding region: 1-459 (152 amino acids)
Molecular function (GO): odorant binding
Source: RefSeq, a predicted model, not a curated record